Molecule: messenger RNA, 1946 nt
Organism: Acipenser ruthenus (sterlet)
Lineage: Eukaryota; Metazoa; Chordata; Actinopteri; Acipenseriformes; Acipenseridae
Product: fascin-like
Exons: 7
Coding region: 213-1670 (485 amino acids)
Biological process (GO): establishment or maintenance of cell polarity; cell migration; actin filament bundle assembly
Cellular component (GO): filopodium; ruffle; lamellipodium
Molecular function (GO): protein-macromolecule adaptor activity; actin filament binding
Source: RefSeq, a predicted model, not a curated record
UAACGGCCGGGGAGAUGCAUCCCUAGCCGUGGAUGCGCCGCGUUUAUAUCCCAGCAGAGCCCCGGUACACGCGUGCAGUGGGACAGUCUCACUCGGUUACCCUGGAGACGAGUGUGACGGUAAGUAUGACCUCAUAGAUGCCUGGCCUGGCUCGGAUCAAACCCGAGGGCCCGCUCACCCAAACCAGAACCGCCUCCGAGUGAAUUGAAAGCAUGGCUACGGCUCCCCAGACGCUGUCUCUGGGGUUCAUCAACUCGGCCAACAAGUACCUGACCGCCGAGUCGUACCUUUACAAAGUGAACGCCACCGCCUCCUCCAUGCGGCACAAGCAGAUCUGGCAGAUGGAGUUUCUCAAGCAAGACCAGCCGCGGGUCCAUCUCCGAUCGUGCUUCAGCAGGUACCUGACAGCGGAUAAUAACGGGAAGCUGACCUGUGACAAGGAGGCUCCGAGCAGCACCUCCGUCUUCAUCCUCAUCACGCACCCGGACGGGCAGGUCUCGCUCCAGUCGGAGCCCUCUCAGCGUUACCUGGGAGGCGCGGAGGACAAUGUCUCGUGUUUUGCCGAGUCGAUGACGGACGGUGAGAAGUGGACGCCUCGCCUGGCACUGCACCCCAGCGUGAGCGUGUACUCGCACGGCCGCCGCCGGUACAUGCGCUUCGAUGAGGCGAGCAACAGCCUGACCUGCGACCAGGACCUGGCCUGGGGGGCCAGCUGUGUGCUGACCCUCUACUUCGAUGGGAAAGAGAAGAGGUACGCUCUGCGGACGGGCGCGGGGACACUGCUGUCGAGUGACGGCCGGCUGGUUUCGGAGGUAUGUGCGCAGGCGCUGUACUCCUGCCAGCUGCGCAGCGGCUUCCUGCUGCUGCGGGACACGGAGGGGAAGUACCUGUCGGGCCGUGAGAGCGUGGUGAAGACGUUCAAAACGGAGCAGCCAGGCCGGGACGAGCUGUUCACCCUGGAGCCGAGCCCGGGUCAGCUCUCCAUCCGUGCGCUGGGCAGCGGCAAGUUCAUCUGCUUGCGCCCAGGGGCGGAUAUCUAUGCUAACCAGGCUGAAGCCGGGAGAACUGAGACUUUCCAGAUCAUGCACAACGAGGCCAAGAAGACUUGCUUCAGAGCCGCAUCCAACAACUACCUCUGUGUGGGUAGCAAUGAUAUGAUAGUGGCCUCCCCCAGUGUGAAUGACCGGAUCUGGUUUGAUUUGCUCUAUCAAGGGGAGAAGGUUUCCUUCAAGGCAGACGACAAGUUCAUGUCAGUGAAGCCUAACGGCCAGGUGGUAAUGACAGCGACUCCCCCUGGGAGGUCAGGGGAGUUCGUGCUGCGGCUGAUGAACCGCUCCCUGCUCAUUCUGCAGAGUGAUUUCGGGUUCGUGGGUCUGGCUCCGGGGACUCAGCGCCUCGAUGGGAAUCUGGCCCAGUACGAGGCCUGCAAGCUGACAGCCAAUGACAGCGGCUUCUGCCAGUUCAAAGUGGGUGAGAAGUUCUGGGAGCUGGAUAAGUUUGGGGUGAUAACAGCCACCGGAGACGCUGCUCAGAACUUCUCCCUCGAGUUCCACCCCCCCGCCACGCUCACGCUCGGGGGCCCCAAUGGGAAGUACGUGGUGGUGGAGCAGAGCGGGGGGUUCAAGGCAGUGGGGGGGGACGUCGGCUCAGCAACACACUUCCACUACUGAGCCCCUCCCUCCCAGACAGACAGAGUAUACCAGAGGCAAAGCUUUCCACCUCCCAAGCAAUCGGCUGCAGUGUAAUAUUAGAAAGAUGUGUUCCCCGACACCCUUGGACAGCGUGCUUGUACUGUAUCUUCCACAACUCGUAUUAAACACUGAAUUAAUAAUGCAGGCACAGACGUUUAGACUAGAAGUCUUUUUCAAUGUCUUUGAAUGGUUUGAGACUCAGUGGUAUUGUACUGGGCUCCAGCCCUGAUUGAUAGAGUGUGGAGGGUCACUUAC